Sphenostylis stenocarpa is the source of this 1023-nucleotide messenger RNA. The record is from the annotation of a GenBank genome assembly. Lineage: Eukaryota; Viridiplantae; Streptophyta; Magnoliopsida; Fabales; Fabaceae.
AUGGCGAAGAAGAACAAGAAGCAGACAACAGAUACCGAGGUCGAACCAGAGCUCAACGCGAACAAUGGCGACAAUGAUGAUUCUCGCGAUAAGAAAAAGCUUAAGAGAAAGAAUAAGAGAAAGAAAAUUCCCACAGUUAGCAUGGCUGUGCCUGCUUCCAUCAUUGACAACGUUCCAACUCUCGAGCUCGCUACGCGGUUGGCUGGACAAAUCGCUCGUGCCGCAACCAUUUUCCGAAUCAACGAGGUUGUUGUGUUUGAUAAUAAAAGUAACCCAAAUAAUGAUUCCGUGCUGGAUAAUUCGAAUGAUGAAAGUGGUGCUGCCUUUCUGAUGCGAAUCCUACAGUACCUUGAGACACCUCAGUAUUUGAGGAAGGCUCUCUUUCCAAUGCAUAACAGCCUAAGAUUUGUGGGCCUGUUACCACCCCUUGAUGCUCCACACCAUUUGCGCAAACACGAGUGGGGUCCAUAUAGAGAAGGUGUUACCGUAAAAGAAAGAGACUCAAACUCUGGGGCAACACUAGUUGAUGUUGGGCUAGUGAAGAAUGUUAUAGUUGACCAAAUAUUUGAACCAGGAAGAAGAGUUACUGUUGCGAUGGGUACCAAUCGCAAUUUGGAUUCUGAUUUACCACGCCAGGUUGUCUCAUCAUCUAAGCCUAGGGAAGAAGGAGCAUAUUGGGGAUAUCAAGUGCGAUAUGCUCAUAAUAUCAGCUCAGUAUUUAAGGAUUCUGCAUACAAGGGUGGUUAUGAUUUUAUAAUUGGUACCUCCGAGCAUGGUCGGAUUAUUAGAUCAUCUGAUCUUGAAAUACCUUCUUUCAGACAUUUAUUGAUUGCCUUUGGUGGAUUGGCUGGGUUGGAAGAGAGUAUUGAAGAAGAUGAUAACUUGAAGGGAAAAAAUGCACAGGAUAUAUUCAAUUUAUAUCUAAAUACGUGUCCACAUCAGGGGAGCCGAACAAUUCGAACAGAGGAAGCUAUUUUUAUCUCACUUCAGUACCUCCAAGAACCAAUCAGUCGAGCACUGUAG